This is a messenger RNA of Myxocyprinus asiaticus (Chinese sucker), 2298 nucleotides long. It is a transcript of the gene vgll1l, whose product is annotated as vestigial like family member 1. Gene Ontology annotation, cellular component: nucleus. Gene Ontology annotation, biological process: regulation of transcription by RNA polymerase II. The record is from RefSeq and is a predicted model, not a curated record. Lineage: Eukaryota; Metazoa; Chordata; Actinopteri; Cypriniformes; Catostomidae. The transcript has 3 exons. Bases 170 to 730 code for a protein of 186 amino acids.
AACUAUUUACUUCACGGAGAGCGACAUUCAAACAAAUAUUGCAGCGUGUUGGCCCCCAUGGAAUGAGUGGAUCUUGCCUUUACUUGAUUAAUGUGCUCUAGGUCUAACUGACUGGGUUGCACAUGUCUCAUUAAAAAGACUUAAGAUUCAACCAGUUUUAUGAUCAGUGAUGGAGGAGGAUCUAGAGAGCCCUGUGGCUAGGAAGACUGAGGAGCAGUCAGGUAGUGUACUUCUCACCUACUUCCAAGGAGACAUCGGCAGCAUGGUGGAUGAACAUUUCUCCCGUGCUCUGAGUAACACAACUAAACAAAAAGGAGAACGCUCCAAAAGCCAAAGGAUCUGCAAAUCGGCUCAAAAAAGCAGACUUGGGACAAAUCAAUGGGAAACACAGUCACACACAGGGAUUCCGUCCAUGUUUCCUCCAGAAUGGCUCCAGUUAAAAACAAAUAAUGAACCUCAACUGAACACUCACAUGCCACUGAAUCACCCUGCAAACAGUGGAAUUCUCUGGUCAGGGGGUUCUAGGCAGGGUAUGAGUCUUGCUCUGCCCACCAUGGUAUACCCCUCGGUUGGAUCCACUGAUGGUUUGGUGGUGGCAGAAUACCAAUAUACUCAUUCUCUGUUAAACCUGCUCAACAAUGAUCGCCCCGAUCUGGGCACAGUAGUGGUGGCCCCCUCCAAACAAGACCACAUUUCUGGAUGGACAAAGGAUCCAGGAUUUAGGGACUAGAUGAGUUGUGAAGUCAGCUUUGACAAUGGUACAUGUCCACAACCUGAAUAUAUAGUGCUAACUUACAUUCAAGUCAUUUUAUAGACAUUUUUGAUCCUGAGUAGUUGUGACUUGUCUUUCCCUAUUAGGAGUAUAGGUAAAAGAGAAGAAGGAUUUUUAUUGGUGCUAAUGGAACAUUAAUUGAGAUUUAAUGCCAAGAAACAAAAAGUCUCUCAUCGCUUUUGUUUUACUGAACAAGUGAACAAAGGAGUUUGCAAUGCUUCACCUGAAGGCUUCUGUAUCUCCAGCCUGUUCAGAAAUUUGCUCCUUAUUUUCCUUGGAAUAGAAGAAUUUGCACAAGAAUUUGGCCUUCGGCUGUUUGGCUAAAGACAUUUUACACCCACACAUUUCUUUCAUAUGCUUAACCGAAAGGACAGAGUUCAUUUGUAGCAUCUAGAUGUAUUUCCUUUUUUGAAAUAUUUUAUAGACUUAUUAACCUAUUUUAGGUAGCAUUUAACUAGUCUGAAAACCACAUUAUGGCAAGGAAUAACUUUGCAAAAUGGGCAUUGGAGAUGUGCUAAACUAUUUGUUGAUUACAGUAUAAAUUAAAGCAAAUUUGUAAAUAAGUAAAUUGGCUAUAGUAUAAGGAAACUGGGUAAAAUGUGGAUGUUUCAAUUAAGAAGUUUUUGGCUAGGCAAUAGUGCAUACAUAUAAAAUAUUGUAUUGUACUGAAUCCAGGUUACAUAAAUGUAAGAGAUAUCCACAUUUACAUAAAGAUAUCGCACAAAAUAUUUCUCCAGUGCUAUUAAACACAUUUUUACAUUUAAGCAACAUCAUGUAACAGCAAUUGUUUAUGUUUUUACAUCAUUUAAUUUUGCAUUGUUUCUAUUUGCAGGUGUUAUUAAAGGAAUAGUUCACCCAGAAAUGAAAAUGCUCUCAUCAUUUACUCACCCUCAUGCCAGAUCCCAGAUGUGCAUCCCAGACUUUCUUUCUCAUUAUGAACACAAAUAAAGAUUUUUAGAAGAAUAUCUCAGCUCUGUUGGUCCUCACAAUGCAAGUGAAUGGGUACCAUUCUCCACUUUCACUUUCACAUUCUUCUUUAUUUGUUUUUGGCGAUUCGCAUUAUUCAUGCAUAUCACCACCUACUGGAAUUUAUAGUAAAUUUAUAGUAAAAAAAAAAGGACUUAAAUGCUGAUCUGUUUCUCACCCAUACUCAUCAUAUCGCUUCGGAAGAUAUGGGUCUAACAACUGGAGUCUUAUGGAUUACUUUUAAUUCUGAUUUAAUGUGUUUUUUUGGAGCUUCAGUUUGUUGGUAUUCACUUGCAUUGUGAGGACCUACAGAGCUGAAAUACUCUUCUAAAAAUGUUUGUUUGUGUUUGGCAGAAGAAAGAAAGUCAUUCACAUCUGGGAUGGCAUGAGGGUGAGUAAAUGAUGAGAGAAUUUUCAUUUUUGGGUGAACUAUCCCUUUAACAUGAUUCUUGGAAUGCAUGGCAUUUAAGCAAUUGAAGAUGUCAACACUGUUGCCAAGUGGAUGAAAACAACAUUGCACUGCAUCAAACUGUAAAAACUAUAUUAAAUAAAAGAAGCAU